AGCCUAACAAAGCUGGCAGCAAAGAAAGGGUUGAUUCCUUGCAUACCCCACAUCUUUUGCCUUUCAAAUAUUCCUUAUUAUUCGUGUACAAAUAAAAUGCACCUAUUGAUUCUCCCUUCUCCAUUCUCCAUUCUCCAUCUUCAUCUUAGCACAUUCCAUACUUUCCCUCCAGGCUUUCUUUCCAUUUACUUCUUCCCCCACCAUCUCCCUCCGCCUCAUGGGGUCGGACAUCCAGAAACCUCGAAUCACCGAGCUCCAAGUCCGAAUGGACUGCAAUGGCUGCGUUCAGAAGAUCAAAAAGGCGCUUCAUGGGAUUCAUGGUAUUUAUGAAGUCUAUCCAGAUAUUGCUAGACAGAAGUUGACAGUUAUAGGAUGGGCGGAUCCAGAGAAGAUCGUUAAGGCAAUUCGGAAAACUAGGAAGACUGUAACGAUUUGUUCGCAUUCGGAACCACCCGAAGAGAUGGCACAGCCACCGGAACAACAACCAGAGACAGCGAAUCCAACUCCAUCAGAAACUCCACCACCAGCUGAAGCUGCUGCUGCUCCACAACCUGAAGCAGCUGCAGAGCCACCGAAAGACCAACCAGCUCCGGAGACUCCACAGCCUGAACCUACACCCGCACCCGCACCCGCGGAUGCGAGUGUCGUCCAGCAACCACUGCAACCUUCGGGGCCAAAAGAUGUAGGAGAAGUUCAUGUAAUAUGUCACCAUCCACCUGAUUAUGGACAUAGAUCCGGAUACGUUCACAGUUACGGAGGAGGACCCUGUGGUACACAAUACCCUACUUGCCAUAGCCAAUGCAGUUUCUAUCCUAAUGGCCACCCUUUCCACCGUGAACCACCUCAACAACCGCAACCGUCCUUCGUAACUCACAGCUACAACACGUACAAGCCGUCACCAUACGUAACGGAAUAUGAAUACUUCCGUUCGCCACCACGAUACUCGCAUUACAGUAGGAUCGAUCAUUACAGAGACGAGUAUUACAGUUACAGCUAUAGCAGCAGUAACAGCAAUGGCAACGGAAAUAUUUCGUCGAUGUUUAGCGACGAAAAUCCGAAUGCAUGUAGCAUAAUGUAGAAAGUAAAUAAAGAACACGGAGACGGCAUGUGCAGAAAAAAGAGAAAAAAUAGAAAAUGAUGAAGGAGAGGUAUAGAUUCCAUUCCAUGCUUGUAAGUGCUGGAAGAAUUGAUUCUGCAAUCCACUUCUGAGAGAGGUAUUAUUUGAUAUUAAAGGAUCAUUUACGUGUGAAAAUGAAUGUGCUCAAGAUAUUAUCGUUA
Molecule: messenger RNA, 1278 nt
Organism: Hibiscus syriacus
Lineage: Eukaryota; Viridiplantae; Streptophyta; Magnoliopsida; Malvales; Malvaceae
Product: proline-rich receptor-like protein kinase PERK8
Exons: 3
Coding region: 218-1078 (286 amino acids)
Molecular function (GO): metal ion binding
Source: RefSeq, a predicted model, not a curated record